Messenger RNA from Salvia hispanica, 2173 nucleotides. RefSeq names its product F-box protein 2 (gene FBX2). NCBI's taxonomy places the organism in Eukaryota, Viridiplantae, Streptophyta, Magnoliopsida, Lamiales, Lamiaceae. The record is from RefSeq and is a predicted model, not a curated record. Gene Ontology annotation, molecular function: protein binding.
ACCUCUUCCAACUUCCUAGGGUAUAGAUUAUCCCAGUUUUCUCCCUCAGCUUCUCCGCAAAUUGCUUUAACAAACUCACCAAUUUACUUCUCAUUUUUCGAAUCCACUAAUUUUUCCAUUCACGCGUGAAAAGUCGUCGCCUUCGUCAUAUUCGAGACUCCAAAUCGAUUUAGAGCUUGAGUGAUUAGCCUAAUUUUUUUUAGGUCUGUUUGCGGGUGUGAUUGAGUUGGGCUUUCGCAAGGUUUUUGGGGCAUCCCUGUUUUUCCAUUUAUCAUUUUUGUGAUAUUUGAGAUUUUUGUGAUAAUUCGGAAAGUCAAAAUAUCAAUAUCAAGGUCAGACUUUGGGUACAAGCAUCUGAACAAUAUUCAGGAAAAUAGUUUUAUGGCAUUUGAAUGCCGACAAGAUACAGAAAUCGGCUUAAAGAACUGCUCAGGAAAAUGUGUGGAUGAACUUGGAAAGUCAGAACUCCUCUCCAAUCAAAUUGUUUUUGUGAAGAACGGAAAAACUGAAUCUUUGGGGAUUGAGAAACAGCAGUCUAUAUCGAAAUCAAAUUCUGAAAUCGGGUUAAGUUUCUCUGAAGCUUUGCCCAGCCAGCAUUGGUCCUUUUCUGAUCUACCUCCAGCAUUGAUAUCUGAAAUUUUUAAUUACCUAGAUCCAAAGGGACUUGGUAUUGUGUCUUGCGUCAAUACAUAUUUGUAUAGGCUUGCAUCUGAUCACUGUGUUUGGAAGGACUUCUACUAUGAGAGGUGGGGGCAGCCGGCAACCGCUGCCAAUUUGGGGCCAGGAGGUUCGGAUGAGAACUCAUGGAAGAAAUUGUUUGGGGAGAGAGAAUUCCGGAGCAAGACAUUUAUGGGACGUUACAGCAUCGAUACUCUGUAUGGCCACAAAGAAGCUGUGAGGACCGUCUUUGUGCUAGCUUCCAAAAAGCUGGUCUUCACAUCGGGAUAUGAUCAGGUGGUGAGAAUGUGGGAUCUGGAAGAAGGUUUGUCUAUAACAUCAUCUCGACCUCUUGGUUGCACCAUUCGAGCUGUUGCAGCUGAUACAAAACUUUUGGUUGCUGGGGGUACUGAUGGUUUUAUACAUGGUUGGAAGGUUGAGGAUGGGAACCCUCACUUGUUUGACCUUAGGGCACCACAAAAUCAGAAUAUGGAGUUCCGAAUCUGGGGACACGACGGGCCUAUAACUUGUCUUGCUUUGGAAUUCGGGAAAAUGUACAGUGGUUCAUGGGACAUGACUGUUCGUGUCUGGGAUCGUUCUUCUCUGAAAUGUUUGAAUAUCUUGGUGCAUAAUGACUGGGUUUGGAGCCUCGUUCCUCAUGAUACUACAAUUGGGAGCACUGCAGGUUCAAGUGCUUACAUUUGGGACACUGCUUCUGGAUCCCUGCUUUCCGUCAUUUACAGUGCCCACGCUGGUAACGCAUAUGCCUUGGCACGAAGCCACUCAGGGAAGCUUCUGUUUACUGGAGGGGAGGAUGGCUCCAUACACAUGUUUGAGGUCACUAGAAAUGUUAAGUGCAAUAUGCGAAGGAUUGCUACUUGGAUUCCUCACACUGGAUCUGUUUAUUCUCUUGCAUUUGAGUUCCCUUGGUUAGUUUCAGCUUCCAGUGAUGGGAAGAUAUCACUUAUUGAUGUGAGAAAGUUGCUGAAGACCAGCAAAAUUUCACCUACUGGAAAGGUUUCUAAGGGUAGCAAUGCGGACCAAAAGAAUGUGGAACCCCCACAGAGAAUGCUGCAUGGGUUCGGAUGCAAUUUGUUCUCUGUGGGUAUUGGUUCUGAUCGAAUUGCUUGUGGUGGUGAAGAUGGUGUUAUCAGGAUCUGGAAUUUUUCUCAAGCUCUUGAAAUUGAACAAAGAAUCCAGAGUUUGAGAGGUAUGAAGCUCGAGAAUCGAAUGAGGCGCCGUAAGCUCCAAAUUGAGAUGAGUAGUGGUAAAGGGAAUCCAGGUGAGCAGUGUUCAGCAGCUGCAAAGAAAAACCAGAUGAAUAGUGAUAAGAAUGGGUGGCAUAACAGGCGUAGAGUAGGUGGGAAGGUGAAAGUGUAGUUUCUGACUAUUAUUAUUUCCUUAUCAUCUUAGUUCUAAUUGGCUAGGUAUGUACUAAGGAAUAGUUCGAUUAGUAGCUUUGUAGUUUUCAAGUUGUUUACUGAAUGUUUAGCCUUUAUAAAUUCUCUUUCCAUUA